GAGAGAGUCCUCAAAUGGCAUUCCCUAUCAUGUGCACUACUUUUAACCAGGACCCAUGGCCACCUAUUCCUUAUCUAGUGCACUACUUUUAACCAGGACCCAUGGCCACCUAUUCCUUAUCUAGUGCACUACUUUUAACCAGGACCCAUGGCCACCUAUUCCUUAUCUAGUGCACUACUUUUAACCAGGACACAUGGCCACCUAUUCCUUAUCUAGUGCACUACUUUUAACCAGGACCCAUGGCCACCUAUUCCUUAUCUAGUGCACUACUUUCGUCUGAGUCCGCACUUCUCAUGCAACUUCAAUGGGGUGUACUGAUAUGAUCUCUCUCUCUCUCUCUCUCUCUCUCUCUCUCUCUCUCGCUCUCUCUCGCUCUCUCUCUCUCUCGCUGUCUCGUUCCUUCUCCUCUCUCUCCUCUCCUCCCCCCAGUAGUAGACCAUGGUAGAUUUGUUCCUAGGUCGUACACUAGUAUGUAACAACAGAGACCGUGUUGAGUACGAUACGGAACGGGAGGUCAUCCUCCGUCUCCAGAACCGGAUCCUGCUCCUGUUCUUCGGUUCAGUAGACAGCCAACGGUGCCAGGAGUUCGUCCCCCUCCUCCAGGACUUCUUCAAGCGUCUAACAGAUGAGUUCUACGUGGAACGCUCGGCCCAGUUGGUCCUUCUGUACAUCAGCCUGGACCAAUCAGAGGAGCAGCUGGAGAACCUCCUCAAAGAGCUGCCCAAGAAAUGCCUGUUCCUGACCCACAAUGACCCCUAUCGCAGAGAGCUGGAGUCUAUGUUUGAGGUGGAGGAUGUACCGAGGGUGGUGGUGCUGCGACCAGACUGUUCUGUUCUAUCUCCCAACGCUGUCUCUGAGAUAAGCAGCCUCGGAACCAACUGCUUCCACAACUGGCAGGAAUCAGCUGAGCUUAUCGACAGGAACUUCAUGCUGAACGAGGAGUUUGAUGACAAAAAGAUGCGGAGCGUCACUGACCCGAUACGCCGCCUCAAAUACAAGGUGAAGAAGAAGAAGAGGAGGCGGUGGGGGUGGGGUGGUGGAGCCGGAGAGGAUGAGGAGGAGAAGGAGGAGGAGGACGAGGAGGAGGAGGAGGAAAGAGGAGAGAAAGAAGGAUGAGAAGCAGAAUGGAGGAGGAGGAGGAGGAAGAGGAAG
Oncorhynchus nerka (sockeye salmon) is the source of this 1152-nucleotide messenger RNA. RefSeq names its product nucleoredoxin-like protein 1. Lineage: Eukaryota; Metazoa; Chordata; Actinopteri; Salmoniformes; Salmonidae. Gene Ontology annotation, biological process: photoreceptor cell maintenance. The record is from RefSeq and is a predicted model, not a curated record. Gene Ontology annotation, cellular component: mitochondrion.